Messenger RNA from Beauveria bassiana ARSEF 2860, 9702 nucleotides. RefSeq names its product very large low complexity protein. Lineage: Eukaryota; Fungi; Ascomycota; Sordariomycetes; Hypocreales; Cordycipitaceae. The record is from RefSeq and is a predicted model, not a curated record. Bases 1 to 9702 code for a protein of 3233 amino acids. The transcript has 4 exons.
AUGAACGCUGUCGAGGUUGAUCGUCCGAAUUACAGGGCUUUAAUAAAAGAUAUCUUCUUGCUUCCCGAACUCGCGGACAAAAACCUUAUCACACCUUUUACAAAUGACUUGCCAAAGUUGCUCAUAUGUGCUCUCGAAUCGUCCGAGAGCCUGUUCCCAGAGGAGUGCAAAGGGCAACUGCGUCAGUGUCGCAAUAGCAUCAACAACUUUUUGGAAGCAAGGACCGGAACGAACCAAAUCAACGAACAAGGUGUUUUCAAAUUGCUUCAAAGCAAGUGUGCCGCUGCCAUUCCUUUAUACCUGCGACAUCAUAAUGCUGGCAUUAUAGUUCGGUGGAGUCAACGCCAGCGCCGUGUUGAAGCAUUCCAGCUAUCACCAAAAGUGCAAGCUGUAGAAUCAACAGUUGGAAGACUCACACGACAAUUCCCUGAAAUCAGUGUCGUUAUUCAAGAAAACACGGCCGCUGAUAAAGAUUUUAUUCAAGUCUUUGCUGAAGCUAUGUCUGAAAUAGACAAGGCAGAGGUUUCUGGAUUGAAGCCCACCAGGCUCGUCAAGGGCAAAAAGUAUGAAGUCCAAUUCGACGCGACUCAGCCGGAUCAUCUUUUUGACGCAAUCUUUGGCUUCCUUUUUACUGAGCAGUCCAGUGACAAAGAAGUUCCAGCCCACGCAAAAAUCGUGAAGCACACUCGUGACUUCGUGUUGCACGUCGAAAACGAAACUACUGUAAUUAGACGAUCGCCAAUCUGGCUUUUUCUCAAAGUUGUAUUGCAGCAAGAACUUCGCCAUUCAAAAGCCAUGAGUGAUUACACCCUAUACAAACAGUUCAUGGUGCUAUUCUUUGCUUUGCUCCUCGACUCUGCAUGCGACCGCAACCUCGACAGCCAUACUGUCCACUGCAUGCGCCGAAAGAUCGGCUACCGAAUGUGGAAAUUAAAAAAUGAGGCCGUUGGUCCGUGGAUGAAGAAUGUUCAGCACGCGUUAGCCAAGGCAAAUGGUCUGCUAAAUACACGUUGGGAGAAGAUUGUGAAGCGUGACCAAAAUUUUCAAGCCACCACAUUGCCUCAGUUUCUUGCUGAUGCCACCGAUUGCACCGUCACGCACAGCGAGUUGGAUGCCUUCUUGGCAAAAGUAAGCCAAACUCCCCCACAGACAAACAACCAUGUGGCCGAUCCCAGGUCGGACAUCAUAAGCUGGGGACCGGGCAAGCUUCCAAACAUGAAACAGUUAGGUGAUGAAAAACCCCCAACGGAUAUUUUCAACUUGAUCAUGGUAGAGACUUGGGUAGAGGACUAUCUCUGGGACUUUGUCAGGUCGCAAGAAAAGGAUGAAUGCACAUGCUCAGAUAUUCAAUCUUUCGCCGUGGCAUAUUUCAAACGCGCACAUAUUGUCUAUCAACAUCUUCCCGAUCACAUGUCAGUCAUGUACCUCACUCUGCUAGAGCUCUGGAUUGCCAGCGACAUGUCAGCUGUGGCGCGCAAUCCUUCGCUACGAGAAUACACGCCCUUUGGUGUUGAAGACAUUUGCUGGGAGGCACUGAUCUUGCAAAGAAAGCGGGAUGUAUUUCGACUGUCACAAGCAGAGGAGUACAUCAGAUGCCGUUCAGUCGAAAAGAUGUGCAUGAUGGCAAAUUAUGGCACGGCUGAUUGUUUCGCGUCUCGUUUUGCGCAGGCCAGUGCGCCGCAUAUGGCAUUGAGGGCUACCAUUGAUAGCGACGAAGACAAGAUUGCGGAGGAAAAGACCACUGAGCUCGAAAAAUCAAUAAGGAAGCAAAAGUGGCACCUUGAAUCUCAUAAAAAGAUGCAGUGCGAUCCCACCACCUGCUGCAUAGGAACCGGGCAACUCCCCUGCGAGCGAUGCCACCAUCUGGUCCUGGCUCGUGAAUUAACAAUCACCCCUUACUUCAAGAUUCUUCCAGAUGAUGAAGAUGCUGCGAACGCGGUUGUUUUUGAACUGAAGCCCCCUGCUGAUAUAUCUGCGUGGCGUGACUUUUGUCUUUUUCUUCAUUUGAACGUCGCUGGCCACAGCAACUCUGGAGGCAAUCCAGCUUCUUAUAGCUACCUGCAUAACUACAGAAUGUUUCAGCCAUAUGCCGAGAAGAACGAUUUGAACUCACAUCCGAGAAUCUGCGCGGCCUCUCUCCCUCCCAAGAAAGGCACCAACGACCCAAUUCAGGUUCGACAGGACUUGAAGCUGUCAGAAAUAUGCGUACCUCACCCUAUGAAAUGGAGACUAUUCGAUUCCAACCAAGGCAAGUUCAUCAAGAACAUUAAGAAAGUACCUUUGAUAUCCGACACAUGCUGUAUUCAGCUAGAUGAGGGUAACAAGAUCCUGCAGGAGCUUUGUUGCUCGUCUGCGUCCGACACCGACGCGCCCUCAACAGCGAAUGACUUAAUUACGAUGAGAUUGGAGUAUGAGAACACGAUCGUGCUCAAACACAAUGAGGAGCUUGGGUCACUAUACCUUUGCCAUUAUGUGACAUGGCCAAAGAUCCUCCGGGAGCUACGCGGGACUUCUAUUGACUGGACAGCUCCAGAGACUUUCUCGGUCAUUUUGCAAGUCGCACUCGAGGCUGGCCCCAAGCAGGAAAGCGGCGAAUCGAGGCAAAGGCAUGCCCAGCUCCACGACGGUGCAUUCGCAACAGAAGUUUUGGAUGAGAUCUUGAGAGUUCUAGAUAUCUACACAGCCAGCUUCUCCGGGCGCACAGCGCUCGCUGUGUUCUGCACUAUCUCUAUCAAGAUUCUCUCUGAUGCUCCCGAUUCGUGCUAUGCCAAAGCAUACUAUAUUCUGAAGAUCAUUCGCAAUACAUGUUUUGAGUGGCUGAGAGACCGCAGGAUGAACGUACUAGACGUGACGUCUGCUCUUCUUGCGACACAGCUGGACCUGGCCUUAAUCUGUGUGUACACAUUCAAUCUGAGCAAUAGGGCUUUGAAACACUUUCUCACGGGCACGGCUGAUGACCACGCGGAGCAGUACGUCUUUGCCAUCACCAUCAUCCAAGAAAGCAAAAGCAGACUCACUACUCAAUUCCAGAAGUCGCUGUACUCUUCUUGGCUCCGAGUUGCUGUGAAUGCAGCUCCCAUACUGUGCGGACAAGUCAACAGAGAAGAGGCCGGCUCAAUUGCCAAUGGUCUUCAUUUCAGUCUGGGACGGGCCACGGGGCUGCUACCAGACGAGAACUGCUUCAGUCACGUUUCCGGCCCUUGGAUCAGGACUCGCACAGCACCUUACCCAGACAUGGUCUCCAAAAUCAUCCAUCUCAACACAAUGACGGGUGAAAUAUUACUUGAUGGAUUCAGUCCAAGGCACCUCCCUGCGGAUUUCCUCGCACACAAAGACUUUUAUGCGCUUUUUGGGCGUAUGAGCCCUGCUGUCACUCCAAGAAAUCAUCCGAUAUACCAAUAUCAGUUUCAUCACGCCUUUAAAGGCUUCGUCAUUGAAAUUGGGCUAGAAAAGAUCACUUCAGUGCAGGAAGCUGAUGAAGUCGAAUCUCUCUUGCAUUUACGAGCGACAAAAGGAGACUUAGUCUAUAUACUAGUUCCACGUCAGAUUCUGUCCAAGCCAAGCUUUCCAUUUCCGAAGGAGUAUCUGAACGGCUAUUUCUAUUGGCACCAAGUUACAGACUUUUCGUUCCACGUUGACCUUUAUCCUUACCAGAGCCCAUGGGACUGCGGCUCAAUUGCCAUGCAGCUACUGCACCAGCGUUCCGGUGGUUGGCUACUGAAGCAGCACGGGCGAGACCGUGUCGUUAUGCCCGCCACGGUCACCCACUACGAGGAGUUGUCCAAGAUAUUUCAACAUUUCAGGACCGAGAACGACUUCAGAGUAAUCUUAGACCAGGAAAAGAAAACAUUGGAGGUACGCCUAGGCACGCUUGGAUUAAACUUCAUUGUGGAUCAUGGAUCAGCCGACAUCCGCUCUGUCGAGUUUGAUAACAUGAGUAUCGAUCAUGGAUACUCACCACCGACAUUGAUUGGAUUGCUACCAAAGCUCGUCUUAUACAACCGGCAUGAUCAUACUCAGCGUGUACUGGUCAUUCUCGACGGUGAGGAGACAGUCUUGAAGGGUUCUGAACACGUCGACAUUUAUAUUGGGAUCAAAGAGGAAAUAACGGUACACGUUUACACGAUUGAUGACUUUUUGAGACAGCUCAAAGGAAAUCAGACGUGGAGAAGUAAAGCCUGGCUUGCAUAUCUGUCAGCACUAACCUCGCACCCUAUGCCUGAUCCUUUUACAUCGAGAACAGGGCAGGAGACUGCGCUCGAAAUUCUGACCUCCAGCGCGAUUACGUCAUUUGACGCACUCGAGGCCAGAGACCUUGUUUUGUUGAAAAAGAUUGGCCAGCUUUCUCCAGGAAUACAAUUUCGCAAAAGGGGCGGUCUUAAUAUUCCAACAAUUGAAUGGAGCCCCAAACUCCACCCAUCAUCCCACCAUGAAAAGUACUGGUUUGCAGUUGAGAAGAUUCGAGACCGUGCAGAUAGACAAAAUAUUUUCAGGAAGGACUCUACAAAUCAGCAACGGAAAACUCCAGAAGCAGAAACGAGGUAUCGGGAGUCACAUGCCAUACGGCUGGCUUGCCUCCGCACAGGGGAAUAUGACGGCCACACCACCGCUCACGAUGCCGACUAUUACUUUCGCAUACCAGAAACAGAACCCAAGCGAAAGAAAGGCUCCAUGGCGGCUGUUCCCUGGAAGUUUGACUAUGGAAGCUCUUCAGGAUUUCAGAGAGCAUAUUGCGCUGCAUACGGUGCGAAAUAUCGCCAGCGCUUCAAGCCUGUUAUACCGUCUCCGGGCAGUAUCCUGGGACAGAUGACAAUCGCGGGCGCACUCAAGGGCGUGACAAAACACUAUGAUGCACAAAACUUUCGAUAUACACCCAGAUGGGCAAGCAUCGCAGAGUCAACACUGGUCGAAGACCUUUGUUCUGUUCACAAUGCCCUCUCAAGCUCGAUUAAGGAUCGCAAUCCAUUCAGACUGCGGUUGUGGCUCAGCACCGUUGCGUCCGGCAUGGAAGGGCCUGAAGCUAGCAUUAUAAUGCCGAUUCUGAGUGCAAUGGUCAUUGAGAAUAAGUCGAUCGGUUUCAAAAUCCCGAGGACCAGCAACACCAACAACAGCCGCGGCACCGAUUAUCGCGCCGACCAAAUUAUAAUGGUACUGAAUGAGGAAAGACGCAUGUAUCAGUGCAAAACAUCAAUGAAUGGAAAAAGUCUGCGAGACAGUGGAAGCCACGAUAAAACUCAAGAUGAACUCAUAUCCUCGACUGCAGAAGAGAUUGCCAAGAACGGGCGUGUCGACCUCUUUCCCCUCCGCGCCUUUCUGGACGUUGGGCAAGCUGAAAAGUCGAUUGGAGAACUGGUGGAGAUUUGGAAUCUCAACAAACGGUGGUACAAGUAUGCCGAGCAUCUCUGUGUGCUGGUUUCAUCACUGGAAGUGGGCAAUACGAAGCCCCCAAUUGUGCUCCAUGUCCUCCCAAAAGUAGACACGAGCAGUGCAACAAAACGCAUGUCCGGGCAUGUUACCGUUGAAUCAAUAAUGAGCCAGAAACCGAUGAAAUUUGCGUCGUCAAAUGAAUGGAGAACAGAGUCUGUAUUUCUAUUGAAGUCUCUUGUUCAAAGGAGCGAGUGUAUCAUACAGCCUGCUCUUUCGUCCAUGCCCACGAACCUAUACGAGAAGGCUACCAAGCAGCAUGAGAAGGUUUACAUCAAAGAUUUGGAUGCCAGCAUACAAGCUCUGAAGACCCAUGACUCUACUAAGCAGGAAACACCGAAAUAUGACUCUAUAUAUGCAUUAGCAAAGGCAUACAAAGGCAAGAUCGAGGCAAGGUUACAAUCUCGGCUGCAGGAGGCUGAAGCUGUUGUGACAAGGAUCACUGGCCCCGAUGCAUCCCUUUCCAACGCAAUGAGACAUUCGGAUAUUCUCCCGCACAUCUCCCUGACAUGGCUUCUGCGUCGGAUCUCGUUCAACAACAGGGCCGCCCUGUCCAGUCGUUGGUCAAGCUUGAUCCGGCAGAUCGCAGUGUUGUGUCGGGAUCGUCAGCACAUGCGCAGAAUAAUGAAGGCGUGCAGCACGAAAUCAAAUGUACUGGAUGAGAUGAAAACCAUUGAUAGAUACACAUACGAUGACUCUUUAUUUCCCGAUGCAGUUCUUUUGGAAAUUGAGCAAGACGUCUGCCUUCGCUCGAAUCAGCUGGAAAUCGCGCGGCAGAUGAGAGAUCCUCCCAGAGGGGAAAACGCAGUCAUGCAGCUGAAUAUGGGAGAGGGGAAGUCUUCAGUCAUUAUUCCAAUAUUGAGCGCGUCCCUGGCGCAAGGCAAGACGCUCGUCCGGAUCUUUGCCGGCAGACACCAGUCCAAGCAAAUGCUGGACACCUUGAUUACGGCUUUGAGCGGACUCAUGGACCGACCUGUAUUCUGCAUGCCGUUUAACAGAGACUCGAAAUUGAGUCCAAAGUCGAUCAUCAAGGUCAAAGAGUCUCUACUUGAUUGCGUGAAUAGCGGUGGUGUCCUUUUGCUACAGCCUGAGCAUCACCUGUCUCUGCUGCUAUCUACCUCUCUAAACGAGGAACCUGCCGCGACAAAGAACUUUGUGAGCCUAUUGAAAUAUAUAAAGACUACAAGUCGUGACAUCAUCGACGAAUGCGAUGAGCUCUUGUCGCCUACAUAUGAGCUUCUUUACACCAUUGGCACCCCGGGCCCAGUCGACUUUGCGCCCGACAGGUGGCUCUUGAUACAGGGCCUUCUUGAGCAAGUCAAGAAUUACAGCAACCCUAAAAGCAACAUAAUUACAACUGGCCAGGUGCUGUACCAAACUAAUGCAAAGCAUCCCGACGCAUUUCCGAGUUUCUGCUUUUUGACGCCCGCAAGUCUUUGCGUUGUGCUCACAGAGGUGGCCCGCAAAUUUGUGAGUAAAGGUAUUACAGGGUUUCCUGUUAUUAGUCGGUAUGAGGGCCGUAAGAAGAAGGCUAUUUUCGAAUACAUUACAAUGGCUGAGCCUCCCAAAAAGUCUGUCAAGGAAGUCGAAAAGCUCGGCGAGGUAGCCAAAUCCGGUCUGGCAUUGGUACGAGGAUGCAUCGCCGGCGACGUCUUGCGCGUCCCCCUUUUGCGAAAACGUUGGCGAGUAGACUUUGGCUGUGACUUUCGACGCACGCCCCCGACGCGCCUCGCUGUUCCUUUUUCUGCAAAAGACGUACCAAAGCCGCGCGCCGAGUUCAGCAACACGGACGUUGUGAUUAUCUUCACACAAUUGUCCUACUACCACAGUGGGUUGCAUGAACAGCAUGUCCGAGAUCUUAUCGAGCACAUGCUCACAUCCGACGACGGCCAUGAUGUAUAUGGCCACUGGUUCGAGAAAUCGAACUCGAGCAUGCCAGUGCAGCUGCAGAUACUCAAGGCGGUCAACUUACAAGAUGACAAGCAAUUCUACGAAUCGUUCUACCCCAACAUCAAAUACUCUAUCAAGGCCAUUGAUCACUUUCUGAGUCGGCUGGUGUUCCCGACGGAGCUUGGUGCUUUCAGCCAACACAUGGCUGCCUCGGGGUGGGAUCUGGCGGAAGUAAAGGCACAUCCUACGACCGGCUUCAGCGGCACAACCGAUCAGUGCGAACUGCUACCUUUGGAUAUGAAGCAGCUUAAUCUGCCGACUCAGGCGCACACCAAUGCUCUCGUGCUGAACAAUAUUCUUAGCACGGAGAAUACGGUGCUUUCUGUGCAUACAGAACUGGAGAAGAGGUCCUUUGACGGCAGCGACCUGAUUGACCAUGUCAUCAAAGACGGUCAGAUUCGCGUCAUUCUUGAUGUUGGCGCGCAAGUCAUCAAGCUCAGCAACAGACAAGUGGCUGAAAGGUGGCUUCAGCAAACGCAAGACAGCACCAUCAAAGCUGUGCUUUUUUGCGACGAUUCGGAUGCUCUGUCUGUGAUAGACCGCAGCGGAACCGCACUUCCUCUCAAGGUAUCUGUCUAUGCAAACAAACUCGACGCAUGUGCAGUCUUUUUAGACGAGGCACACACGCGAGGCACAGACUUGCGACUUCCGCUAAACUACAAAGCCGCUGUUACUCUCGGUCCCGGUCUUACUAAGGAUCGUUUAGCUCAAGCUUGUAUGCGCAUGCGAAACCUUGGCAACGGCCAGACUUUGGUUUUCUACGUCAGCUUCGAGGUCGAGAACAGCAUUCGAAGUUUGUUGCGCCUAUCCGAUGAGCAACCCUUGACAAUAGACUACAUCAUUCAGUGGUCCAUCUUGCAGACGCAGGCGAGCAUCACACGGCAAAUUCCGCACUGGGCCAAGCAAGGCCGUCGCCACGGAGAGCAAGCUGAGGCAUGGAAGUCUAAGAGCUACGCACCCCAAUCAACGAAAGCUGCCAUGCAAGGAGGCGUCCAGAACGUGUCGAACGCCAACUCGGAUGCUGAAACAAGCUCGAGAUUUGAAAAGGGAAAUCCGCACCUUACGGAUCGUCUCAAAUCUAGGUGUCUGCAGUAUGGCAUCUCGAAAUCAUCGAGUGGCGACAUUGACGAGACGUGCGAGCGCGAGGUGGCGCCCGAGGUUGAGGACGAAAAGCAAUUAUCCAAGCCCCCCAACCCGUUAGCUAUGAACAGUUCCUACAACAAAGCCUUGGAGAAGUUCAUUGAAACGGGUAAAAUUGAUGAUGAUCUUCCCAAUCUGGAGUGGGCCUUUGAUUCGCUCCGCCGCACCACGUUAGAGGACAUGCUCAAGAAGCUCAAAUUUCCUCGCAACCUGCGCGUGACAAGAGACUUUGCCCAGGCCGUCGUUACAUUUGAUGCUACGGACGCCUAUCAGCAUCAUGUCGCAUAUGUAUUGCACAUCAAGCCUGUGCUCGUGCGGCAUGACGGCCCGCCUGCGGUUGUCAUCAUCACUCAGUCCGAUUUAGAGAAUUACUGGUCCGCCAUUGAGAAAUCUAAAAUGGUCGACUUGCAUCUUUACAAUGCCAAGGUCACGCCGGGAGCCGCUCACCGUGUAGGCUACAUCUAUCCCCUCAACAUUGCAUGCUCAUACACGCAUCCAACCACGACUCGGAUCGCGCUGGACCUCUUUGCGGGACAGCUCUAUUUUGGGUCCUACCACGAGUACAUUGAGGUGUCGAGCUUUCUUGGCCUGGCCUACUUUGACGACGCAAAGGACAUUGAAGUCGACCCGGACGGCUUCAUUCCAUCGCAUGAGCGCCACAAGAUUCCAGCCUGGCACCGCCACGCGAACCAGUACUGGGACACGUUUGACGUCAGCCCCGUGCCAUUUCUGAAGCGAUUCCUUGGCGUAGUACGCAGCCACGGCGCAGGCAUCGAGCACACGCACAUGGGCAGGAUCCUCGACGGCGAGCGCCUCGGCAGCAAAGAGUUUCCUGAUUACAAGGCUCGCGGGCCGGAAGAUGUCGAGCCAGGACUCAAGACUGACACAGGAGCACGGAUCGAGACCAAGACGCAGCGAGACCGUCGGAUGCAGAUGCAAGGAAAGCGAAGCAGAGAAGAUGGGCAAGAGAGCAAGACAGAGCCAGCGCCCAAGCGGCCGCGAUUGGCGGCGAGCAAGGCGGCCGAGGCGGCUAUUUCUAGACGACAAGAUGAGAAUGUGCCCGAGGCUACGGCGGAGAUGUCCAGAGUUGCAGCUGCAGAGGGUAAGGAGAGAGAGGAGAUGCAGGAGAAAACAAGAGAGGCGGCGCAAAAGAAAAUGGACAAGCGCAAGAGAGAAAGCAAUGAAUGA